Messenger RNA from Porites evermanni, 31526 nucleotides. NCBI's taxonomy places the organism in Eukaryota, Metazoa, Cnidaria, Anthozoa, Scleractinia, Poritidae. The record is from the annotation of a GenBank genome assembly.
AUGAUUUUUAUCUGUUUCGGAAGUUUUAUAUUCUUGGCGUAUUUCGCUGUAAGUGAAAAUUUGCUGUAUUUAAAAAUGCCUUUCUAGUUUGCUGACAACAUUUGGUUUCUUUUUUGACCGGCAAAACCGUGAUUUUUAAGGCGUAAUUCGUAGUCACUUGUAAUUGUGCUUUCUUGAUUUUGUUUGCAUAGAAAAGUGUGAGUCUUAAACUUAUGUUGUUGCUAUUCACUUGUCCAGUUUCCCCAAUCAGUAUUUAUUGCCCCUUCUAUUAUGUCGACAGCACAACAGAAAUGCUUUCAUAGCUUGAAGCUUGAAUCUUUUUCCUUCUUAGAUUCCUGUUUCAACUUCAAGAAAACAAGUUCGCCCAGAAGGUAAUCUACUUAUUCAUUUGUUUUUAAACUGAACUAUCAUACUUCACAUUUUUCGCAGGAAAACCAAAUAUAUGGUAAAAUCAACUUCCUCAAGUUCAACGCUGAUUUUGAAAUCUAGAGUUUGAAUAGCAAAAAGCAACGUUCACUUUUAUCGUGUAAAAUAAAUUUAGAAACUAAUUUGGCGGUUCAUCUUUACUUAAAAAAAAAAACAACAUUACUAAGUAUAGAAAUUAAUAAGACUAGUAAAUUUUGUUGGUAAAGUAAUGACAUUAAUAAUGAUAUAAUUGCACAACUUUUACUUGCAGUUUUGAACACUUUUAAGUACUAGACAUAAACUUAGUGCAAACAGAAACAGCCUAAAGGUAAUCCUUUAAAGAGAUAGAUCUCUUUGAAAAAUUUAAUUCUGUGUCGCGCAUAUUUUUCAAAGUAGAAGUACGCUUGUCUUUUGACGCAGUUUCGAAACAAACGGAUAUAAAAUUUUAUUUAGAGCAAGUAGGUGUCCUUACACCAAAAGGUCUUCUUCGGCCAAGAAAUAUUCCCGAACUAGUGGCACUCAAAAGUGAGAAAAUUUAAGAUUCUUCGGUUGCUAACCGAAAAAAUAUUGAAUAAUUAAUGCCAGAACAGUCGAUAGCCUAAUUUAGGACAGACUGGAUCUUAUUGUACUUCUUGCGGUUUGUUCAAUUAUGAAGUAGUUAUUUAAAAGAUACGUAUGAGUACAAACUGAGAUAAUUGUUAAAAAACCAAGACCGUUCUGUUAAUGAAGUUGCGUGAAAUGGAGUUCCCCUUUAAAACAAAAUACACCGAAUCAUAUUCUGAAUUUUAGGCGGUUUUACAUUGUGCUUUUUAACAACAUUGUCCAGGCUUAUUUUGGAAUGGAUUUUCUUUGAUCUACCAACUUAAUACGUGCCGUGGAUGACCUCGAGGGGGCAAAUGACCCACGUUUGGGCAUUGUGGUUCCGCUGACGGUUUUGAACCAUUACCCUGUUUGUGAAAAAGGGAAACCAAUAAAAACCUAAAAAAAACUACUGUGUUCAACAACUGUGACAACAUGCACCUCUAUUUUAGAUCCGAACAUAACAUUUAUAAUAGGUGAUAAUAUACACGCUCUUUUGAUUCUUUAUGAGAAAAAAAACCAGUUUAAAACGUAACAAGCUCCAAUAAAAUUGUAUAACCAGUCCAGGGCAUUUCUUCAAACUCCCGAACAGUUUUUUAUAUCCAAUUUUCAACGAUCCUUGAGAGGUUUUGUGCAAAGUACGCCUGAACGUACUUUCGAUCUGGUAAAUUUCUCAAGUUUUUCAAUUUUAUUUUUAUUUAAAAUCACAUUUGUGCGAGCCAAACAGGCCAAAGUGCCCCACCCUAUCGAUGAUGCUGUGCUGUUUUAAUUUUAAGAAUAAAUACAUUUCGUAAAUCUGCUAUCAACUCUUGAAUACCACACGUGACCAACAGAUACAGCUAUACUUAAUAAUCCCUGAUCACUUCCUUAUCAACAUUUAACGUCAUGACAAUAGAGGCAAUGAUCUUCAAACUCUCUUCACUGGCACCAAAACAAUUUUAUGGGGAACAGUGUGGAGAAUAUGUAUUUAAAUAAGGGGAUUUCAAGGGGUUCCCUAACAACUGAGAAUCGAGCCCACCUCCUCAUGUAAUACCUACAAGAAGACGAUAUUCCUCUUAAUCGUCAUCAUUAUCAGACCUCUUCGUUCCCGAUAGAACACAGGUCCUCCACUUAUGCUCGCCAUCUGACCCUAUUUUGAGCAAAGACUUUUGCUUCUGGCCAAGUAAGUCCUUUUUCUUCAAGUUCUAACAUCAUUGUGCGCCUUCAAGUGUUUAGGGGUCUCCCUCUCUGACGAUUCCCCUGUGGGGUCUCAAAUGCUGUCUUAGCCACAUGUCUGUUUGGUCUCCUUAGUUUGUGGCCAGUCCAUCGCCAUGUUCAUUCUUUUACCUCCUCCUUUAUCACCUGCGCAUGCUGCCCUGAUUGUCUCCACAGCUUUUCAUUUUGGAUACUCCUAUUAUUUUUUUCAGAGCACCUUGGGUGUUAUAAGAUAUCCGCAGAGAAUCGUGUGUUCGUAUCAAGUCCAGGGGAUUAUGAUAUGGAGGAUAUUAGCCCUCUGCACUGUCUGAGGCAGUGCGGCAGGAAAUAUCGGUAUGCUACUCUACAAGAGGGCAAUGUCUGUCUGUGCGCCAACACACUACCAACUGCUGGCCAAGUGAAUGGUUCUGAGUGCAAUAUGACAUGUCCAGGCCAUGAUUCUUGGCCCAUUAACGAUCAAGCACUUAGGUGAGAAAAACUUAGUUGGUCAUUUAUAUUCCGCAGAUUUCCAUGCAGUCUUUGACGAUUUUGUGAUUGUGAAAGGAAAAAUCAAAGGUGUGAAGGACGCCCGAUUCUUGAGAAGACCUGGAUCAGUAAAAACCGUCAAUACGAAACAUUUUGUUAAUAGUCAUUUGACUAGGAAUGCCGUUUUUGCUGACUCUCUAACUAUGAGUUUAUUUCAAAUAGAACGAAAAUUCACAAUUACAUGUCCUAGACCAACAAGUUUGCAGCCUAUCGCGAUAGGUACGUUUGAGCAACCGGGGCCUGGUUUUUAACAAGAGAAGGGAAAAAGGGUCAAGAGCUUUAAUGCGGCCGGUCAUUCUGUCGAGGUGGUCAUAAAGAAAAUACAGGGACUUCGAGGAUUUCUUCCAUUCGUUUAUGUCCCCUCGUAUUGUUGAUACGUUCGCAGAUUGAAAUUAGGAUGGUUCUUAAAGUACGUAGAACUAAGCAGCUUCCUUUGGAGUUACGAGUUUGAUGAUGAUUGGAAUUUGUCGGUAAUAUGCUACAAGACUUGUUUCCUUCCAUGUGGAAGUUGGCAAGGCUGAGGACUCGCACCUAUGUGGCCUAGGUUCGAAUUCCGGAGGGGCUUAAUAUGUACGUUGAGGUUGUUGUUUGUUCUCGUCCUCGCUGCAAGGCAUUCCCCCCCACCCCCCCCCAGAUACCUCGCAGUUUCCGGCUUUCUCUUUUAAAACGACAGUUCAAUGUGGAGUGUACGAACCCCUUCAAACGAUUUCUUAAAAUGUUUUAAGUGCUUUGUGGGUAAACAAGUUACAUUUACAUUUUAUUUGGUAGAGUCAUCAGUUUUCAAUAACACGUGAUUCUCUUUUUAUUUUCUCCCAGAUGCGGAGGACGACUUCGUAACAGCAUUUAUUCUGCAUCCGAAAGAAUAUUGGGACUCAGUCUCAUGAAGAGUGGGCCACUGCCUGUUCUGAAACCGGUGACAAUAUCCGGGAAAAUGAUCAACGGAAUGAAUGUCACCUUCACGUUCUCACUCGGAGAUGGCUCCCGGACACUGCAGCCUGUGGACAACCCACAAGUCCAUCACAUUUAUGACCAGCCAGGGUCGUACAUAGUUUCUAUGACAGCUACGAAUCUCGUCACAGGCUCCAUUACUGUGACAGAGGUACCAUGGCUAAUAUAUAGGGAGAUGAUCAGGGACUUAUCCUUCCACUCUCAAAUCAAAAUUUAGCGGGGGGAAAGUCACAACCUUCAUCUGGAAAAUAAAUUAUUACAGAUUCAAAUUAUUACUCAAGAGGCAGUUUUUAUGGUUACUCCUAAGUGAUUGCGUCUAUAUAGUCAAAAGGUUAUGUUACAAGUUUAAACUUCCAGAUUACCACCUAACGUUGUGAUGGAUGUAUCAGACAUCGCUAAAAAUGUAGAACAAAAACCUAAAUGUAAUGUUCAAGGCUAAAGAAACGCGAGUCGAGAUGGAUAAAAGUUUCUAUAGUGACCAAUAUCUCGAACAGUAAAAGACUAGUUUCACUGGGGCUUUCUUUAUUUCAGUCUUGCAUAUUAUGUUUCUUUUCUCUUUUAAAACCUCAAGUUGAACUGAAUUAAUAAUUGUCGAAACGGUACGAAAAAGAAUCAUCGGAAUUUGUAGAAAGUACAUAUUAAUCAACUGUGAAUUAGUCAAAUAAUAUAAUUGUAAUGCCAGGCUCACAGGUAAGCGAAGAUAUGUCUCAUUUCGUUACUCCUUGUCGUCUUUACAGAUGUAUGAUGUGGAUGAUCCCUUGGGACCUGUAGAGUUACACUGUCCGCGCUCGGUUCCCUUAGGAUCGUGGGUGGAGUGUAAUGGAACUCUCGUUCGGGGAACAAGAGUUAACAACACUUUCUCCUUCGGAGACGGGCAAUACGAGUUCAUUUCCUUGAGUAAGUGACCUAGAAGAAUCCCAGAGGUUUUCUUUCCUCCUUCUCCUCAAACGAUUCGGCCAGUCUUCGCCACUUCGCAUGUGAAGUUUCUUUCAGGAGAAAAAAAACUUCUGAAACUUUUGAAGAGUGAUGAUAACAAAAGUCAAUCGACGCUUCUAAUACAACAGUAAAUUAAUACUGAUUCGAAGCAAAGAAAGACCCAACAGCAGCAGGAUAAAAAUACAUUGAACAAACUAUCAGCUUGGUAAAUACGCUUCUUCCUUUUCAAGGUUUUUCUCCAUCUCUUCAAAUUUAUGCACACUAAGGCAAUGACCAUAUUUUAGCAUAAUUACUAUUCACUAUACUUCGUUAGGUGCCCGCUAUUACAGUGCCGGUCCACGAAUUCCUCGAGAAAACGACUCAUCAUCUUUCAUCUCGUCGAGUCCCCAGGGAAUUAUCGUAUCCCCGCCGUACGAGUUCCGUCAUGACGGUAGAGUCACAGAGUGGGAAUUUGAAGCUGUAAAACAAGGGAUCGUAAUAUUGCUGGUGAGCGAGCUACCUCUUUGAUCUGCUGUAGGGUUUUCUUAGCUCUGCUUAUCAGGCAAAAUUUUACCUGGAAAUAGUUCUCACUUUUUUCCACUGUAAUCCCUUCGCCGCUUUUUCUUCAUCUUUUUGCUUCUUCACUUUCAGAUUUCUUUCAUUGAUGUGUUUUGGUCCAACAACCUGACAAAACUAACUAGCUUGUACCCGUUUCGGACGAACGUAACAGUAAAGUAAUAGAAUGCUCUGCAAUUGGUGAAACGUGAUAAACCAGUUUCGACCGGUAAAAUAAAUUAUAAUUGCGAACGUUAGGGCUUGGCUCAGAAGCCGUACUUCACAUGACCCGAAUCCAAUUCGAAUUUAGCCCGACUCUACUUAAUCAAGUCGGUAAAAUUGAUUCAGACGCCGAUCUUUAUUCUAGCCGAACUAAAUUCAAUAGGGAAAAAACGCGCAUUUUGUUAAACUGCAUUACAAAUAUUUAUGCAUUUGGUUCAGCUCAUUCGAAGUUCUUGGCGUCUGAAUCAAGGCCGGUCCAUAGCCGUUAUUCCCGGCUGAGCCAGGCGUCAAGCACGGCUAAGCAGAUCCAAAUUCAAUUAGCAAUUUUGAAAUUGAUUCAGAAGCCACACUUCACAUGAACUUAAUUCCCUGAAUUCGAUUCGGCUCAUGUGAAGUACGCCGUCUGAUAAGGGCAUUAAAUUUUUUUUGAUGUUUCUUGCUAUUUUCAGAUCCUCCGGCCGAAGUGUGCUGCUGGCGAGAAAUAUUGCUUGUCCGGCAAGUCCUGUUUACCCAGCAGUGACAGAUGUGAACCCAUCAAUAUAAACAGAUGUCAGCCUUGGGAAAUAUAUUGCAUAUUCCGACGUACUUGUAUUGCCAAUACAACCCAAAGUAACACCUCCUGUGAACCUCUGGCGCCAUACCAGAGUGAAGCACCUCGAGCGGAUUAUGAACUCAUAUCGGAAAAUCGAAUCCAAAUAGAUACAAUCGGGCAUCAUAUCAAGAGUUUGCCGAUCGAUGAGCAACCCUCGGUGAAACAAGGAGAUGUACUCGGGUGGAUUCCCGAAGGUGGAGAGCUCGCGUUCGCGAUUGUAACACCAGCUGAAGGUGCAGCGUUUGAUUUUGAGAACAGCGGUAAGCCAAACCUAGGAGAAACACUCCUUCGAACAAGCAAUCACAGCGUACACCACAAGCACUACAUAAUGGCAGCGCAUUACGUGCACGCGACAGAUUUCGUCAUACGUCAUCUGUAUAACAGCACUGGAAUGAAGCAUGUAUCUUCUAACAUCACACAAACGCUUUCUGUGGCCGUGGAUAUACCUGUUGGAGGCGAAAUCUUCAUGACUCACUCUAAAGUCGUGAACACGAUCGAUUCUGUUGAGUUUAGUAUUGCAUGGCACGUAGGCUCAAACGUUAGCUAUUUCUGGGAUUUUGGGGAUGGCAAUCGUCUGAUAACCCAGACCAAUGUGACUUAUUACACAUUCAAGUCUCCUGGAAACUAUCACAUCACCCUUAUUGUUGCAAACUCUGUGAACCAAAAGGUUCUACACAGUCACAUUUCCGUGUUCGAAAUGAUUCAAGGAUUACGAUUCGCUAGGCAAAUCGAAGCUCGAGCGACUGGCUUACCAACAGAAAUAGAAUGGGAAACUGCCGAAGGUACCAAUCUUACCUUUAUCGUGGAUUUCGGAGACGAAAGUCCUCGUUAUGAAACGACUACAGUACUCAAAGAGAGUCGAAGAGGAUUCAUCUUACAUAACUAUGCUGCCGUGGGAAACUACACGGUCACCGUCUUCGCUUUCAACUUGGUUGGACCCAAUAUUUCCAUCACUUCUCAGGCCGUUGUAGAAAUUCCAGUCACUGACGUCGUUUUCACAAUCCCUGCUCCGCAUGUCACACAGACGGUUUAUUUCGCGGUGGGAGACACGGUGACAGUCAAUCGGGAAGUUCAAAAUGGAACCAAUGUCAAGUGCGCGUUUGACUUCAAAGACGGAUCACCUCCCACUAUAAGCACAAAAUAUAACACGAGCCACGUGUAUACCACUAAUGGAACGUACAAGGUAGAAAUCACUUGUUUUAAUGCCGUGAACUCCGUCAAGCGACUUCUCAACGCAACCCUGGUGGUGCAGAAUCUCGAAAACAUUACCGGACUGAUUUUAAGAGCUUCCCCAUCGGUUUUUGGCACGAACUCGAGCAUUACAGUUGAGAUGACUACCGGGACUGUUUUCGUCUGUACAGUUAGUUUUGGGGACGGCGAAACAUUUCAGAUCGACUACUCUCAUCUUGGAAAAGUACUUUAUCAUCAAUUUUCGGCCGUUGGUUCUUACAAUUCCUCCGUGCGUUGCCAGAAUCGGUUGGGGAACGAAGAGUAUGCAAAAAUUCUCGAAGUAGACAUUCCAGUCAAAGACGUAACCGUUACAAGUGGCAAGAGAUUCAUACGGGUACAUGAAAACAUUUUUAUUGACGUUACAGUGAGAGAAGGUUCUCGGAUGAAAUACUCGUGGGAUUUUAAUGAUGGUAGUACAUACGAUGCUUAUCACGCUGUCGUAGAGGAUAACGACCUGGUAUCUCGUAGUCAUGCGUAUGCUUACUCAGGUGAAUUUUCAGUAAAUGUCACAGUUUCCAAUUCUCUGUCUUCGAUCGCUGUUGAGUUGCCACAUACCUUGGUAGUAGAGUUCCCGGUUGCAAACAUCUUCAUCAGUACAAAUAGUCCCGUUAGGCUUAAUCCUGGUCGGGUAACUUUCCACCUAAAUUUGUCAGACAAUGCAACGCCUCCAACAAACGCCAUCUGCGUCUGGAAUUUUAGUGAUGGGUCUAUUCCCACAGUCACAGAGAGUUUGAAAAUUUCACCCAUGCAACCCUUCGAACAUGUCCACAAGUAUAAAAGAGAAGGGAUUUUUUCUACCUCUGUCAACAUUUCCAACAAUGUUAGUAGCCUACUAUUAACGGCUGAAGUUGACGUGCAGAAACUCAUAGAUUUAGUGCUAACCGCGGAACGUUUUGAAGACGGAGCUCGGAGCAAAGGAUUUGGUGAGCUGAAAAACUAUUUCCGUUCUAAGGAAGUUGUACUUUUUAACGUGACUUCUCAACUAAAAGAUAUCAAGUACAUUUGGCAUUUCGGUGAUGGUUCAACGCCGGGUAUAACCACCGAGCCCUAUACCGCUCACGUAUUUAAUCAUUCCGGAACGUAUACAGUUUCGGUGGAAGUGGACAAUAUUCUGGCAAAAAUGUCCACAAGCAAAGAGAUAAUCAUCCAAAAAGCUGUUGGAGCUAUAUCGGUAAACUCAAGUUAUCCGACAUACUUGGGAGAUUUGACAUAUUUCACAAUCGAUGUUGAAGAGCCGGGUACAGACAUGUGCAUUGUUCUUGACUUUAAAGAUUCGUAUACGGCUCAUUUUGGUGACGAACGCUGUAACCGAGGCUUGUUACCUCCAAAGCACGUUUACUACGAGUUCAGUGCCAAUCAGACGCGCGCUAACCUGAACCAUAGUUUCGGCGCCAUGGACACAUACGCUGUCGAAAUGAAUGCCAGCAAUGUCGUUUCUUCAACAGUUGCGGUUACUCUUGUGAACAUUACCAGCAAUCCAUGUGAUGUGCCUACCGUGACAAUAGUUGGUGACGGAUCUGAAUCUCCACCCUCCAAAAUAAAGAGGUCACAAAAAUUAUUGCUUAAACACCGAGCAGAGUACAAUUGUCCUGUGGCCGCUAGUCUCUUGUUUAAGUGGAGCGUGUUUCAAGUUACGCUUGACGAUCGAAAUGACGAAAGUAAACCAUUUGAAUUGCCCUGUCCAAAAGGUCAGGGCGAUUGCUCUUUAAGGGAGAUAGCACUUCCCUCCACACCAAGCGAUUUGGAGAGAGCUGAUUUAGUCGUCAACAAAGGGACACUUCCGUUUGGUCAUAUCAAGGUUGUCCUCAAACUGGGUUUCAACGGUACGGACAGGGAUUUGUCGGACAUCUUUACUACUUCCUCCGUUGAGAUUGAGGUUGAGCGUUCAGAAUUGGUGGCAGUUAUAAGAGGUAAGUUAGGAAUUGCUUCUUCAGGGCUUGUACUUGUGGGGAAAAACCCGGAAAGUCAUAGAAUUUAAGAAUUUCAUUUCCAGACCGGAAAAAUUAUGGAAUGUAAUCGUCGGUUGUGUAAAGCCAUGAAAAAUCUAAGGUAUGUUUGGUAGAUUAAUCACUGUAGAAGUCAAAGCAAGGACGAAAGGAAUGAAAUAAAGUAAAGUAUUAAAUAGUUCGAACGGCACACAUUUUGGCGAACAUCAGAGGCUAUGAAGGUCUUUUGAUCUGAGUGAUGUUGGAAAAUACCCUAAAACAAAAUAGAAUAGCUUUGAAAAUUUCCGAAAGUGACAGCUAAGGUCAUGGAAAGAAGAAUACAGGAUUCCUGAUCUGCCAGCAGCCAGGGCACGUUAGGGAGCCCGUUUCCACUCCCUCUGUUUUGUCUUCAGGUCAAAGUUUUGAUAGUGAUAGAGAUUACUAAGCAACCUACACGUCUUGAGGCAACUGUAACCCGAGUUCUCGGGCAGAACAGUACCGUAUUUUCAUUACUAAAGUGGCUGCAUUUUUCAAAAGGACAAAAGUCCUGCUUCAAUGAAGCUUCAAGGUUUGUUUGAUGUUCAUUAAAGAGACUUUUUGCUGAAAAGCAUGGAUGCAUGGUCCAGGCUAAAUGAUGAGAAAUAUAUUCCUAAAAUUUGGAGCGUGUCGUUUAGAUGCACAACACUUGAAAAUAUGCUUGCAUUAGUUCGUUAAAACGUUACAAUUUUGUGUCACUCUGAGAUGAUGUUCUGAUAUGCUCAGUUUCCUUUCUCUUUAGGGGGUUCUAUGCGCUCGAUUGGUUACGAGUUACCCCUUACUCUUGACGCCUCAGCCUCUUCAGACCCGGACGUUCCUGGCGACAUUAGUGGCAUUACGUUCACUUGGAUGUGUCGGAGAAAGGGCGAAGAUUUCCCGACGACUGAUCCGGAUCCGAACAGUGAAGGCGGCUGUUGGAAAAACGGAACUUACGAAUUCGGAGGCAACAGCAGACAGGUUGUUGUGAACACCGGUGAUUUCUACCAGAAACAAUAUUACAAUUUUAGACUCACGAUCUCCACAGAUUCGCGCGAGGCUCACUUUGACCAAAUGGUUGAAGUUCUCGUCGGGCAACCUCCUACCAUGGUGAUAGUGUAAGGUUUUAUUUUAUUUUUCUUGUCUUCUUGUAUACUGACGCGUUAAUCUUAUUUUGUAAGAAGUGCAGUUAUCUCUGCAGUCAAAGAUUGGUGGGUCAAACCUUAGUUUUCAGGUGAAAAAAAACCCGGUCCGUUUGCUCGAAGAAACAGCAGGAACAUUUCUUAUUCCUGGCACCGAGGAUACAAAAACUUGCAAUGAAUCAGUUAUGUUAACCUAUUGAUGUAACGUUAUUUUAAUUCUUUCAAAAUCUAGAAUCUUUUUAACGUGAAAGAUGCUGUCCCUGAGAGGCUUUUCUUUUUGUCCUUGAGGCACUUCGCACAUUCGUAGUAUAUAAAGUUUCUUGCGCAAGUUGUUAUGCCCGUUAUGUUGGAUUCCAUAAAAUGAUAGAAACCUGACCUCAAUCAACAGGUAAAACAUGUCUCCCUGUAGAUCCCUUUGCGUUAUUUAUCGAAACUUUCAGUACACAUGAUCGUUGACCCAUUGCCACGAACUUUGAUUUCAAUUGAACAACGAUUAAUUGUGAUGAUGACGGAUAUAGUAUUGUUUCUGCGACUAUCUUAGUUUUCAUUCUUAUCUCGUACAAAGCUCUUUUGUACAAGAACUCAACCAAACACCCCAGCUCCUGUCUAUGGUGAAGACGGUAGUAAGAUAUGGUAAUCUUGAUAAUGAUGAUUAAGCUUUGUGUCAACCCAAUAUGAAGCAAAAAGCAUACGGGUAAUAGCAUUUUGGUUGUUUGUCAUUUAGGAAGGUGUUCAACAUAAAUCGAAAAACAAAUCCGUUAGAACGGCUUAGUGUUGAAGGAAGGUGUAUUGAUUGCGAUUACAACGAAGAAUCGCGCUUGGGAUACAAAUGGAGACUGUCCUUGUUGAGUGAGAACGCCGAUGAAGCUCUUGACGACUCUUGGCAGGAGCAAACCGACUGGGAAGAUAAAACAACCGCAGGUUUAAACUCAAAGAGUUUGGUGAUUGAACCGGGAUGCCUGUCAGCAGGACGAAAGUACAGGCUGCAGCUGAAUGCGUGGAAACCUGGUGGAGAACCCGGAGGUUAUGUGAUUGAAGAGCUGAUCAUGAACGUUGCACCGGUGGGUGGCAAAUGUGAAGUACCUGUUAUCCGAGGCUUUGCAUUGGAAACUUCAUUCACCGUUGAAUGUGCAGGAUGGAAAGAUGACGAUCAGCCACUCAAUUACUUAAUAGGUAAAAGUUCUUUUAAACGAAGUCAACACUGCGCAGUAACCCGUUUUUUCCAACAAAUCAGCAAUCAGCUUAAAAGGGUCUGAGAAAAUGGUCACCUAAGGCAAAAUUGCUUUGACCUUUAAAUAAAUUCUUUCCACUAAAUCUUUAAGUAACUGUAUGGAAAUCAUUAAAGCCCUUGGGGGUACUCCCUAUAAUGGCCUAUAAGGGGAGGCUUCACCGAUAGGGGUACCUUUUCUGUCCAAAAUGGAAUAUCAAAGGGUGAGGGGUUGGAUCUCGGGACGAAGUCUCCCCGUAUUAAACUUUUUUGAGUACCCACCUGGGAGUUAAAGUGGCUUUGUCAUAAUGACUGAGUUCCAAAAUUCUAGCCUGACUAAAGCUGAGCUGAAAUUAUUACCAAGUAUUCUCGUUCAUCUCUUCUGAUAACUUAUUGGAACUCUAAAAGAAAGAUAUCAAAUGAUUCAAUCAGAGGGAAAAACAAAGCAUGAUCGGUUUUGCUCCUUCAACAAAUUUUAUUGUACCCAAAGCAGAAUAUUAUAGUUAUUUACAAGUUGUUAAAUUAAUCAAUUAACUAAAAGUGAUACUGACUUCCUGAAAAAACUAAUAAGUUAAAAAUGCCAAGAAGCCAGAUUCAGUAAGAUAAUUUAAAUAAGUUUAUUGUCCGGGGUACAAUAUGGCAGCAUAUCAGACUGUAUACACACAAUCACACAUACAUACACAUAUACACUAGCACGUAUUACUGUAAGAAGAGCGAAAAAGUAGGAUGGAAAUUACGAAGUACAAGAUUACUGCCAAUAUUUUGGUCAGUUGCGGACUGUACAGGAGUUUAAUUUGAAAAAGGUUGGUCCAAUUUGUUCAAGUUGCAAUCAGUUUCCAUCCUGGCCAUCGAAAGCCAAAGGCAUUCUGUCACAGCUGAGAUAAAGUGGUAGAGUAGUUUUGAAUAAAACUGCGAUGAAAAUUAAAAAAGUUCCGUCUCAGCCCCAAAGUGCCAAUUCAGCCCUGCAGGCCAAAGCCUGAUUCAGCCCCUCCUGGAGCCAUUUGAGCACAAUUUAAACCAACACGCUAUUCCAGCCCAAGCUGGGAUUCAUUUCAGCCCUUGGGUCCGAAUCAGCCCUAGGUAACUGGACUGUAUUGGCCCUGAUUAAGGGUGCCAAAUGAGACUCAAAAAUAAGACUGUAUUUUACUCACCGAAACGGCCCCAUUUUAAACGCUAAAACAGAUCUUUCUGAUUUACAGUGUGAACCCGUUUUUUUCUUCCUUUGAUACUAUGUGUUUUAGGGUUUUAAAGUAAAACCAAAAUCUUGUUUUGUUGUUUUUAAGAGCUGAAGAUUGGGGAUGAAAAUAUCCCCAUGGCAGCGGGUGUUGAAUCUAAGAUGGAGGCAAAUUUUCCUCUCGGAAAACCAGAGAAUAAUUAUACAGUUGAAGUCAUUGUUAGGGUGAUGGAUAACUACGAAUUGAGUGCAACAGCUGGGACUACUAUUGUUCAGGUAAGCGAGAAUAUUGGAAAUAUUGGGUGUAGAAAUACGUGUAUUACAAAACUUAGCGGGGCUCGGGGGAAGGUGGCCAAAAAUCUUGGGCGACUCUUCCCGUGGUUCGUUUUUUUAAGCAUUUUACUUUUUUUGCCGAUUUUCCGGAGUUCUGAGCUGGAACAAUUUUACGGGUGAACUUAAUUUUUUCCUAGAAAAGCAACAUUAGUUGUUUGCACUGCUGCGCAUAAACCUUGCACUAACUCGUCUUAAAGAGUUAACCAUCUGCCACUUUACAAAACCAGUUUUCUCUUUGUGACGCAGGAUGUUUUGCUAUGGGAUGUCUUCAAUCUUUAUUUGAUAUCCCACCAGAAACCUAUAAAACUGCGGAAAUGAAUCCUCGCGAAAUAAAAUUGAAAGAAGUGAAAUCAUCACACGAUUUGGAUUUUAGACAUGUCUUGCGAACUUAAAGUAUAAACAGGAGAAAUGAGGGUUUGACUGAUUCCAAAAGUAGACUCCGGACAACAUAUAUUACGUAGUAGAUUGUUGUCAUGGAUAGGCUUUUAUAGAUCGGCUCGCAAAAGUAGCAUGCCACUAACAGUGCUCGCAUAUUGCGAAAAUUUUGACCAUAAUCAUGCUAGAUUUUGUAAAUUAAAUUCAUUUCAGCAAAAAAUGCAGAAAUUAUGCCUUUACUUAUACUCUAAAUUUGGUAAAACACCUAAAUAACUAUGCAACAAGUAAACGGGAAACCCUAUUUACAACUAGCCCCUUUACUUCUGCAUAAAUUGUUAUAAAUUCCCUGGCUGUUAUCACUGUAUGCACUCGCUAUUGCGGACGCCAUCUUGGUUGUGAAGCCAUCUUGGUAACCAACAAGUUAUGCGCAUGCGUUAAGUCAUCUCGAAUGAGUCCUUGGUCACUUCCUACCCAGGUCCCAUUAAUGUGUUAAUAAGACGACAAAAAGUGAUUUUGUUACUGAAAUUUGUCUAUAACACUGGUUACGGUCAAAAAAGUCGGUUGCAUGAUCAAUAAAUAACAAUUUUGUGCAUCAAAACUAGUCAAAAGUGAACAUAAUGCUAGAAGUGCUUUUUUCAGAAGAUAGAUACAAAUUAUGCUCGUAAUGACGGACUAUGCCAAAAAUUAUGCUAGCACAAUCUAUCAAAGCCUAGUCAUGGGGACAGAAAACCAAAAUAGUAACUGAGACAUUGAAAACGAUAUACAUUAAAAUGCGCUUACAUCGACGGCGAAACAUCUUAGGUAAACAAAUGUACGACAACGCAUACAAGUGAAUAACUUGAAGUUGUUGGAAAAACACAUGCCUUGAUUUCUACUGCACAUGCCCGGCCGAUAUGCCCCACAGGAAACCCAUGCUGCGUAUGGUACAAACUCACAUAUUUUCUGUAGUAAGGUCGAUUGUUUUCAGAUUAGAACCAUUACUUUUACGUCCUUUCAGGUCUUAGAACCCGAUACAAUUGAUUACGACAAAGUAAUGGGGGACAUGACGAGCUCAUCAGACCAAGAAGGAGGUGAUCAGAAAGCCGUGCAACUCGCCACAGCUUGCAGCUCGGUGCUAAAUGCUAAGGCGGGUAAAGAAGAUGACGAUGCUUCGGCCCAGGGGGAGCGAGCUGCUGUGAGUUUUGUGACAUCAACUUCAACCGUUAUGUGAAUUUACAAAUAAAUUACAAAAAUAAAUUUAGGACAUGCCUGCAGAGAGCAAGUCUAGUCGAGGCAGGCUGGGCUUUUUUUACAAUUCUAUUCUGCGGUUUGAAGGAUAUCAGGUCGCGUUCCUUUAAAUGAUCUUUUAAAGGGUUCAGCUUUUGGUCUUUUCUUAAAGAAUUUGAGGUAUCCCGGUCCUAUUUUUGACCUCCAAAACGUCGUUGUUUGGGCUGGUGGAGUGCUCUCUGGCUUUUUGUAGCCUGCAAUCUUGAUCUAUUAUUCUUGGUUUGCAACCACGUGGAAAGGCGGCCAUGUUGGAGGUCAAUACAUAGAAUUUUUUUCUCGAAGAAUUUACAUAAAAAUAGAGUUCAGUUCCCAUAUGACGUCACGUGCAAACCAGCAAUAGAGCGUUUUCACUCAUCACGUGGCCAGCGGCUAUGCAAAUUUACUGGAACAGAAGAAAUUUUUUACAUAACAAAAAGUUUCUACUCCCACUGGAUUGGUUUUUGAAAAACCAACAUGGCCAACGUUUCAUUGUUUUGGGACAAUAUGGCGGAUGUGACGUUAUGUGAAAACGCUCUAUAGAGUCAAAAUUCAGUUAAGUGAACACCUUAAAAAGAGAGCAAGUCGAUAUUUGAAGGAAGAUCAUCUACAGAUGCAAAGUGCAUUUUUAAAGUCAGGGUCAUUUAUUGAAGGAAUCUACCAACAUCUGACUUCAUUGCAACGAAUUAAGAAUUAAGGCUUUUGAAUCUUUUAAUGACGGCAUUUACUUUGUGACCUCAGUUCAUGUUGUUGUUUCCCUUUCCCUCUGACUCAGGGCCAUAGUUUCCCUAGAAAAAAACUCCAUCCAACAAAUGGUCUUUUGGGGGGCUUCAUUACUAUGCGUCGCGUUUUGAAAACAACUAAAUCUUUUUUCGACUAAGUACAUUGAUUAAUUUUCUCCUCGUGUCACUAAAAAAAUGCUCCCUUAGGGAUAUGAAGAUGAAAUACGAGGCAAAUUUCCUCAGGCAACGUUCAUAAUAAUUUUUUUUGGUGAUUGUUGAAUGCAUGGCAUUGAACUUGAAGUUUCAAUCCACGUCCAUCCUUGGGAUCCGUUGCAAAGGACGACAGGAAACAGUUUCAAUACCUAUAUAUAUUCUAAAAUAACAAAACUGGACCAUUAUUUUUUGGAAUUUAAUUGAUGCAAAGACAAAAUUUAUCUUGUUAAAAAUAGCUUGAAUACCCAUUUUAACGGAGGCACAGGGGUUGAAAAACUCUUCACUUUUCAGUUUUUUAUCGAAUUGCAUCUUUUUUUUGCUUUCUUUCCGUUUUGCAGUUCCGCGGCCAAGUAGCGGGCGCAUUGAGUGAACUCCCUGUUAAAGAUUUUGACGGUGUAGCGAUGAAAGGAGAAGCUCUUAAUUCACUGACCCAAGCAACUGGGGAAAUCGACGAGGAUGCUCAAGUAUAUAAGCAUAUUUCACACACUUAUUAUUAGUUGGAAAAAAGUCAUUUUAAAAGUAUAUUAAGUGCACUCUUUUUUGUAUGGCUGAACCCGUGAACGGGCGGGCAGGAUGAGGCGAAUCCAUCAUGCCCGCUCGGGUUUUCCCAAUUUUUACCGGAAGAACAGAUUAUAGUCGGACAUAUAUAGUAAAUCCUUUACUGACCAAGCUCGUUCAGUCAAGAUGGCUGAAUAUUGGCUUCAGUUUUUCAUUAACCUCGACUUCGUCUCGGUCCAUAAAAACGCAAGAAAGAACUUGGCCAAUAUCCAGCUAUCUUGACAUCACGUUAGUCAAUACUGAGACAUAUCGUCCUGAUGAAGGUAGAAAAAAAAUGACUGAACAAUGGCUGGGAUGAACUACUGGUGUCCGUUUCAGGAAUGUGUACGGCUAGUUAGAGAGUUGUCGGGUAGAAAAGAGUUGACUGCCAUACGCGCACUGCUCAAAGGUGAAAAAGAGAUCCGUUUAACUUAUAGGUCUGUGCAGUAAAGUUAAGUCAGGCCUACUGAGCACUUCGAUUUAAGUAAACGCGAUACCUAAUCAGAAGAUUAGAUUUUCCACAUCUAUAUAUAUUUUUUUGCUCUUUCCUGUUGCUGGUGCUUACUCGAAAUUACCCCCUUUAUAUAAACUGGUCAUCAACUGCUUGCCUUCUGACCUAGCAUAACGCGUUGCUUUUACUAUAAUUUUUUUAACAGAACGCGUCAGUAAAGGCCUUGGACGAAAUGGGAGACUUCUUAUCAGGAAGCGACAGUGCGCGUGACGUGGAAAAUGUUGCAAAGAGCCUGGGUUCUGCUAUAGGGAAUGUAGUUGGAGCCUCUAUUGAAUCAUAUCAAAAAGCUGCUAAUGGAACUUCUGCAGGCGACCCGGUAAGAUAAGACCCGGUUCCAUAAGAUUUCUUUUCGUUAGAAUUUAAAAAUAAAUAAAUAAUAAAUAAAUAACCUCGUAUAACAAUCUGAUUAAAAAAGAAAACUAUAGUGGCGGGUUUAUGGGAAGGGGCCGGGAGAACGUCCUUCAAUUUUAUACCUAACCAAGGCCCUUAGGGCUGAGGAACAUGGUUUUUUUUCUCUAUAGCGACCCCCACCCCCCUCCCGCCCCCUUUCCACCCAUCUCUAGGUAGUUUGUUGAUCAUUGGUACGGUGAAUUUUCCUGUACAGAGCAAGAGUCAAAACAACACCAAAAACGCCCUUGGUGUUAUUGACAAAGUCAGCGGUGCUCUUCUAAAGCAGCUAGAGGCAGGAGGCAAACCCAAGGCCAUCUCCUCUCCGAAUCUGGACAUGUCUGUUGGUAGAAAGACCUUGGAUAGUAUAGGAGGAGCGGAUGAUGACGAGGAUGCAGAAGAGGGGGAAGGAAUGGGCGGGGUCAGGCUCCCCAAUCCUUUGGGACUGUUUGGACCAGCUAACGCGUCUGUUGAGGAGGGAGCUACGAGCGCUAUUGGUACAACGGUGAGUGAUGAAAUAAUGUUCGUCUGACGUCAGUUAGAUGUAAGUUGCGCUGUAAUAUUGCUCGUGAUUUAGAAGCUUUUCUCGUGUUCUCCCAACAUCCAGCGUGGGUUAUCACGCCGAUAAACCCAUGGAAAAAGUAGUCUAUUGCUUAAAUAACCAAGCUCUUUAAUCUUCUCUCUAAAGUCGACUCGACAUCUUACCAUAAAGUGGUAUUAUUAAGACAGGAGGUUGGGUGAUACUAAACAGAAAAAUUUCCAGGAACUAAAUUUUGCAAUAAUGUGACUCAUCAUUUGGCGCUUGCGGUUUGUUUUUUAAACGUCGGGUGUCUUUUUUUCCUUAAGCCCGGUUCAGACGCCGAACUAAUCAUGAGCCGAACCUAAUACAUUGAAUUAAGUACAUGGAAAGUUCGGCGUCUGAAUCAGUUAGGAACGCCUGUUUCAAUUUGUAACGGCUUAGCCGUUCUUUUCGCCUAGCCCGGCCGGGAAUUUCGCCUUUGGAGCUACUUUGGAACGGCUUUGAUUUUUUCAUGUACCGAACCUAAUGCAUAAAUUAUUAUAACGUAUUUUGUAAGCUGUUUGACCGAAAUGAGCAUUUUUCGCCUUUUGAAAUUGGUUCAGCUGCAAUUAAGAUCGGCGUCUGAAUCAAUUCAGCCGGUCUAAAUAAUUUGGGUCGGCCUUAUUUCAAAUUAGGUUCUGCUCUUGAAAAGUUCGGCGUCUGAACCGGGUCUUAGAAAGGUAGUUUUUGCCUUAUGCUUCCCUUCGUUUUUUUUUUAAUCAAAAAAAAGAAGAAAAAAAGAGGAAAAAAUAGUGUCAUCGCGACAGUUUUUUUGUUAAUACAGACUACCCAGAUGAAUACCCAGAUGCUGCAGUACAAACUAUCCAUUUUCGUUUACUUUUUUCAGCUUUCUGCCAUGGACAAGAACCCAUUUGCGUGGGAUAACAGCUCAAGUGAUCUUAACUCCAAAACUGUUGGCUUGUCACUCACCGAUGGAAACGGAAAACCGUUAGACCUAGCUGGACAGGAACUAGAAAUGUUUGUACCGCGAAAUCUGAAGAUAAACCCAGUGAAACCUAUGGAGUUAAACCACUUUGAAGACGGCGAUCCGCCCAUGCGAGUACACAAAUUUAAUCGGUCAAGCCUCGACGCGGGGAUAGCCGUAGAGAUAAAGACUUUCCAUCCGGGUAUUCGGUUCAUGGUGGCGGUGAGGUAUGACAAGAAACCGACCGCCAAUCAUUAUGAUUACGCGCAUACGUUUCCAACUCUGGAGGAGUCCAAGAAAAUGAAGAAGAGACCACAUCCAUUCACCUACGUGAUUCCUCAUACACUGAUCAACACGCUUUUGUUUGGAAACAAAAAUGAAAGCGACAAUGAUACGAAAGCCGAUGCGUCACAAAAUAUCACCAUCAAACAGUUUUAUCUGGGUGUGAAAGCUGUAAACAAGGAUUCAUUAGGCGACGUUAACACGAGUUACGCAUUGCGUAUCUACCUGCCUGCUUGCAAAAUGUUUGACGAGGAAACUAACACUUGGACAUCGAAAGGCUGUAAGGUAGGUUUAAAUUAUCGUGUUUAAUUUAGUACAUUUUUAAAAACGAUAUUUUAAUUGUUUUUGAUGUGGAUACGUGUACAGUAAAUCCUCUAUUAAGCCCCCUAUUUGAGGGGGGCUUAAUAGAAACGGGUGGCUUAUUUGGGAGGAGGGGGGGCUUAUUUAAUUUUAGAAAAAACAAUGGUAUCAGUUGUCCACAAAGAACAAGAACACAAAGGGGAGAAGCUCAAGAACAAAAUGGUUGGAGUUCAUGCAGCCGAGGAUCAGAAUCAAAUCCAAAUUUCCAGUUGGUAAAUAAACCAUCCUGGAUCAGUCUACGCGAAGUUUUAGAGGGGAGGCGGGGGGGCUUAUUAACUUUCUCCCCCUGAAAAAGGGGGGGCUUAGUAGAGGAUUUACUGUAUUUACCUUUAUGACUCUAACGUUUGGAUGAAAUUUCGAGUAAUCUUGCGCAUUCACGGUCAACGGAACACCUAAACGCACGAAUUUUCUACCGGUCGAAAAUUCGUCCGUCGCCGUCUGAACAUAGCCUGAGACAAACUUCGACCAUGUAAGCCUUGCGACCUGCAUGCGUCUUUACUGUUUAUCUUUCCUUUUAACAGGUUGGCCCUAAAACCAUCGUUAACAGCACACACUGCUUGUGUAAACCAGGCGAGGAAGAAGAAGUGGAGGAGGAAGUGGAUGAUGAAGAAGCUACCACAGUAACACCAGCAACAACUGCUGCCGCAGCUCCUGCAAGCGGUCAAGACCAAACACCCGCUAAGAAGGUCAUCAAACGAAGGCGGUUUAAGAGAAGUGUCAACAAAAUUUCCAUUGCAAGUAAGUGUAAACGUCAUAAAUAACCAGGAGUUGGAAAGUUUACAAAACUGCUGGCUUAAUUCAAAUCCUCUUGGGAAUUAGCAACUGUUAUUUUAAAAAUUUGUUGAAACAUCCGUAACCGUUUAAGUAAAGUCUCUAAAUCAAUUUUACCGUGUUCGACUAGAGGUAUUCUAAGUCAGGCAAAUUAGCCCGCUUGUCUAAACCCAAAACAGUUUUCUCGCUGGCUUUUGAUUUGGGCUGGACAAUACCUUAUGUGAGAGACCUCUCAGAUGAUCGUAACAAAGUGCGCACGUCAAUCCUCAAUUUUUAACCCAUUUCUCGGUGAUUGUAUACCCUAAAGAAACUCUGCCAGUAUUAAUUUGCUCCGAAGCAUUGACUGUAUUAUACUAUUGCUUGUUGCUUUUCUUUUUAACGUUGACAUGAUGUCUCUGUACUAACUUUCAGAACUGACACUCAACAAAAACACUGAAAACUUCAUCAAAUUAACCAUUUUGCAGGUAGCAUGUUCGUGGCACCCAAUCCGAUUGAUUUUAACAAAGUGUUUAACGCCAAUCUGGCGGAGAACCCUGUCGCUCUUGCUGCUGUAUUGGGGAUAUUUGGAGUAUAUUUGAUUCUGGCUGUUUAUGCUCGUAGAGAGGACAAGAAUGAGGCAGGAGGCAAACCCAAGGCCAUCUCCUCUCCGAAUCUGGACAUGUCUGUUGGUAGAAAGACCUUGGAUAGUAUAGGAGGAGCGGAUGAUGACGAGGAUGCAGAAGAGGGGGAAGGAAUGGGCGGGGUCAGGCUCCCCAAUCCUUUGGGACUGUUUGGACCAGCUAACGCGUCUGUUGAGGAGGGAGCUACGAGCGCUAUUGGUACAACGGUGAGUGAUGAAAUAAUGUUCGUCUGACGUCAGUUAGAUGUAAGUUGCGCUGUAAUAUUGCUCGUGAUUUAGAAGCUUUUCUCGUGUUCUCCCAACAUCCAGCGUGGGUUAUCACGCCGAUAAACCCAUGGAAAAAGUAGUCUAUUGCUUAAAUAACCAAGCUCUUUAAUCUUCUCUCUAAAGUCGACUCGACAUCUUACCAUAAAGUGGUAUUAUUAAGACAGGAGGUUGGGUGAUACUAAACAGAAAAAUUUCCAGGAACUAAAUUUUGCAAUAAUGUGACUCAUCAUUUGGCGCUUGCGGUUUGUUUUUUAAACGUCGGGUGUCUUUUUUUCCUUAAGCCCGGUUCAGACGCCGAACUAAUCAUGAGCCGAACCUAAUACAUUGAAUUAAGUACAUGGAAAGUUCGGCGUCUGAAUCAGUUAGGAACGCCUGUUUCAAUUUGUAACGGCUUAGCCGUUCUUUUCGCCUAGCCCGGCCGGGAAUUUCGCCUUUGGAGCUACUUUGGAACGGCUUUGAUUUUUUCAUGUACCGAACCUAAUGCAUAAAUUAUUAUAACGUAUUUUGUAAGCUGUUUGACCGAAAUGAGCAUUUUUCGCCUUUUGAAAUUGGUUCAGCUGCAAUUAAGAUCGGCGUCUGAAUCAAUUCAGCCGGUCUAAAUAAUUUGGGUCGGCCUUAUUUCAAAUUAGGUUCUGCUCUUGAAAAGUUCGGCGUCUGAACCGGGUCUUAGAAAGGUAGUUUUUGCCUUAUGCUUCCCUUCGUUUUUUUUUUAAUCAAAAAAAAGAAGAAAAAAAGAGGAAAAAAUAGUGUCAUCGCGACAGUUUUUUUGUUAAUACAGACUACCCAGAUGAAUACCCAGAUGCUGCAGUACAAACUAUCCAUUUUCGUUUACUUUUUUCAGCUUUCUGCCAUGGACAAGAACCCAUUUGCGUGGGAUAACAGCUCAAGUGAUCUUAACUCCAAAACUGUUGGCUUGUCACUCACCGAUGGAAACGGAAAACCGUUAGACCUAGCUGGACAGGAACUAGAAAUGUUUGUACCGCGAAAUCUGAAGAUAAACCCAGUGAAACCUAUGGAGUUAAACCACUUUGAAGACGGCGAUCCGCCCAUGCGAGUACACAAAUUUAAUCGGUCAAGCCUCGACGCGGGGAUAGCCGUAGAGAUAAAGACUUUCCAUCCGGGUAUUCGGUUCAUGGUGGCGGUGAGGUAUGACAAGAAACCGACCGCCAAUCAUUAUGAUUACGCGCAUACGUUUCCAACUCUGGAGGAGUCCAAGAAAAUGAAGAAGAGACCACAUCCAUUCACCUACGUGAUUCCUCAUACACUGAUCAACACGCUUUUGUUUGGAAACAAAAAUGAAAGCGACAAUGAUACGAAAGCCGAUGCGUCACAAAAUAUCACCAUCAAACAGUUUUAUCUGGGUGUGAAAGCUGUAAACAAGGAUUCAUUAGGCGACGUUAACACGAGUUACGCAUUGCGUAUCUACCUGCCUGCUUGCAAAAUGUUUGACGAGGAAACUAACACUUGGACAUCGAAAGGCUGUAAGGUAGGUUUAAAUUAUCGUGUUUAAUUUAGUACAUUUUUAAAAACGAUAUUUUAAUUGUUUUUGAUGUGGAUACGUGUACAGUAAAUCCUCUAUUAAGCCCCCUAUUUGAGGGGGGCUUAAUAGAAACGGGUGGCUUAUUUGGGAGGAGGGGGGGCUUAUUUAAUUUUAGAAAAAACAAUGGUAUCAGUUGUCCACAAAGAACAAGAACACAAAGGGGAGAAGCUCAAGAACAAAAUGGUUGGAGUUCAUGCAGCCGAGGAUCAGAAUCAAAUCCAAAUUUCCAGUUGGUAAAUAAACCAUCCUGGAUCAGUCUACGCGAAGUUUUAGAGGGGAGGCGGGGGGGCUUAUUAACUUUCUCCCCCUGAAAAAGGGGGGGCUUAGUAGAGGAUUUACUGUAUUUACCUUUAUGACUCUAACGUUUGGAUGAAAUUUCGAGUAAUCUUGCGCAUUCACGGUCAACGGAACACCUAAACGCACGAAUUUUCUACCGGUCGAAAAUUCGUCCGUCGCCGUCUGAACAUAGCCUGAGACAAACUUCGACCAUGUAAGCCUUGCGACCUGCAUGCGUCUUUACUGUUUAUCUUUCCUUUUAACAGGUUGGCCCUAAAACCAUCGUUAACAGCACACACUGCUUGUGUAAACCAGGCGAGGAAGAAGAAGUGGAGGAGGAAGUGGAUGAUGAAGAAGCUACCACAGUAACACCAGCAACAACUGCUGCCGCAGCUCCUGCAAGCGGUCAAGACCAAACACCCGCUAAGAAGGUCAUCAAACGAAGGCGGUUUAAGAGAAGUGUCAACAAAAUUUCCAUUGCAAGUAAGUGUAAACGUAAUAAAUAACCAGUAGUUGGAAAGUUUACAAAACUGUUGGCUUAAUUCAAAUCCUCUUGGGAAUAAGCAACUGUUAUUUUAAAAAUUUGUUGAAACAUCCGUAACCGUUUAAGGAAAGUCUCUAAAUCAAUUUUACCGUUGUCGAAAAGUGUUCAACUAGAGGUAUUCUAAGUCAGCUAAUUAGCCCGCUCGUCUAAACCCAAAACAGUUUUCUCGCUGGCUUUUGAUUUGGGCUGGACAAUACCUUAUGUGAGAGACUUCUCAGAUGAUCGUAACAAAGUGCGCACGUCAAUCCUCAAUUUUUAACCCAUUUCUCGGUGAUUGUAUACCCUAAAGAAACUCUGCCAGUAUUAAUUUGCUCCGAAGCAUUGACUGUAUUAUACUAUUGCUUGUUGCUUUUCUUUUUAACGUUGACAUGAUGUCUCUGUACUAACUUUCAGAACUGACACUCAACAAAAACACUGAAAACUUCAUCAAAUUAACCAUUUUGCAGGUAGCAUGUUCGUGGCACCCAAUCCGAUUGAUUUUAACAAAGUGUUUAACGCCAAUCUGGCGGAGAACCCUGUCGCUCUUGCUGCUGUAUUGGGGAUAUUUGGAGUAUAUUUGAUUCUGGCUGUUUAUGCUCGUAGAGAGGACAAGAAAGACAUUGGAAAGGUAUUGAGGCGUUUGCUUAAGGGUUGUUUGAAUUCGUGUUGUACGGAUUAUUACUCCAGUUGGUAGCCCUAGAAAACAGUCAACAUAAAUUCGUGAUGCCAAACACUGGUUUCCUCGCUAAAUUUUGUCGGAGGAACGCACGCAGAAACUCCGUACUGACGUAUCCCUCACUACCCAGAUCUAGAUAGUGCUUCUGAUUGGUCGUGCCGUGAGGGAAACUUGUUUUAACCAAUAGGAAGCACUUACCAGAUCUGGGUAGAGCCAGGUCAUUAGUACGGGGUUUCGAAAGCGGAGAAAACCAGUGGUAGCUUUGCAAAAUGUCAGCUGUUUGUUCAGGCAGGCUAUCCAGUUGGGGAAUGCUUAGCCCAAAGGUGCUAUUAUCACAUUUAUAAAACAAGACUUUGUACCGUUUCUUAUUUACCUAAGAAAAAGGUUCAGCAAAGAACAAAGGAAAGCCACUAAUAACAUUCUUGGUUCAGUAAACUUAUCUCAAAACAGCUGAGCACAUGAGAUACUGGCUUCAGAAGUUUUUUUACUCGAACAAACUUGACAAGGCCGAGUGUUGCCAUGGCACCUAUCUCUUGCCAAGCAAGGCGUAAGACUUGCUUCAUCUAGCUCGGCCCCAAAGCCAGCCACAAAUCAACUACUAAAUUUGCUCAUCGUCUAAAUGUCCAAUAUUCAUUUUGUGUUGAAGGUUGGAGUGACUCCUCUCGAAGACAACGAGCCAUUUGAUCGACAGCACUAUGAAAUUACAGUGUAUACGGGUUACGGUAAGAGGGCAGCCACUACAGCUGAGGUGAGCUUUAUUCUGUCGGGUGACGAAGGAGAAAGCGAGCCUCGUCUUCUGAAGGAUCCAAAGCGAAAGAUGUUUCAACGGCGCGGUGUUGACGUGUUUCUGGCAACGUUUCCUGAAAGCCUCGGGGAGCUUAACUAUUUACACAUAUGGCACAAUAAUGCAGGCAAGUUUUUUAAUCUUUGUGUUUACUCUUAAAACUUGUUACUCUGUACGUAAAGGCAACUACUACUGGUGUUACCUCUUAAAAAUAAAACGUCGAGAAACUCGUGCAUAUUAUGGAUAGAUGGUACGCCUCUAGCAGCCUUCAGUCUUAGGCAAUAGACUGGUUAGGGAUUUUAAACUUUCCCUUUAUUUCUUGGAAACAUCUAGGCUGUUACAAACCCUUAGAUCGUGGAGUAGUAGUUGCUGUUAGGAAAAUGCACGAUUGCUGAUGUUGACUUCUGCUUCAUGCAAUCUUACGACAAAUUUUAUCUACACCUUUUGUAGAGGAACACUAAAACAUCCUGUUAUUUUCAGUUUACUGAGCCCUAUCCUGAUACGUCUUAACUUCUUCUUGACAGGUCGAUCCCCGUCUUGGUAUGUCAGUCGGGUAGUCGUGCACGACCUGAACAGUGACAAGAAAUACCUGUUUAUCUGCGAGGGAUGGCUAGCAGUGGAAGAGGGUGAUGGUACAGUAGACAGACUAAUUCCAGUCGCCGGCCAUGAGGAGAUGACAAGCUUCAACCACUUGUUUUACUCCACCACACAGAAGAAUUUAGCAGACGGCCACCUGUGGUUCUCAGUGUUCAUUCGCCCGGCCAGAAGUCGUUUCACGCGACUCCAGCGCAUAAGCUGUUGCUUAACACUGCUGUACUGUUCCAUGAUCACAAACGCCAUGUUUUAUCAGGUGGGAGGGGAGAGUGAUCCAGCUACCACGCUACAUAUAGGACCUUUAGCGUUUAGCCCUGCACAGAUUGGAAUCGGCAUCAUGAGUAGUCUAAUCAUCAUUCCUGUGAAUAUUUUAAUCGUGGGGAUAUUCAGAAACGUUGAGGCCAAACCAACAAAAGAGGAACUGAAAGAAAGGCGCAAAAAUAGAACUUGUUGGUGGUUCCAAGAGUUAUUUUUCUGCCUGUUCGACUUCAACAAGAGUAACAAGAACGAUUUUAUUGAGAUUUUGCACACGGGUUCGAAACAAGAACAAUUCCUAGACUUUGCCUCCUCCAGUACAAACUUGGCACAAAACGAUCAGAUUGGGAUGGGUUCUGGCGUAGAAUCCGAAGACAUCAGCUUCCGAAUUUCCAAGCAAGAGCGAAAGGAAGAAGCAGAAAAGAAGAAGAAGAAAAAGAAAAAGAAGAAGUUGCUUCCUUACUGGUUCCUUUACAUCGCCUGGGUGAUUUGUUUUUUGACUUGUUUUACCACGGCUUUUUUCUGCGUGCUCUACGGAUUGCAGUUUGGUAAAGAAAAGUCUGCUCAGUGGAUCUCUUCCAUGUUAAUAUCGUUCUUUCAAGACGUACUGAUCAGUCAGCCCAUUAAAAUCCUUGGAAUCGCUCUCAUCAUCGCUGUUAUUAUCAAGAAACCAGCAGAAGAAGAGGAGGAGGAGGGCAGUGACAAGAAAAAACUGGAAGACGAAGAUUGGUUGCAUGAUAGCCCCAGAGGUCAGGGAGUGAUGUACUAAUGAGCGGAUAAAACGAACCCAUUCUGUAGUUCAUAUAUUUAACAUUGGAGGCGGGAAAAUCUAAAUUAUAAAAUCCUUUAGCAUAAUACGAAAUAUAUAGUUACGGUAUAGAAACGCAAAGCAAAUUGUACGUAAUUUGGCCCUGUAAAUUGGUUUUAAAUUACCAAUGGAUCUACUACCUCGGCCAUUAAUCGUUGGAACACUUGACACCUCACUACCCUGUACCCCGCCCCCAUCACAAAGGUGGGAAAAACCGAGAGUUUUGCCAGUGAAUGUUCAAACACCAACCAUUGUCAACUUUGUGAAGGGGCAACAAGGAGAGUCCCAUGAAGUAUUUCAACUAUUUCGACCAGGGUUGUAGAUGCUUGAAUCUAGAUGACAAAGAAAAACUAGAUAAAGUUGUAAAAACAACUCAUCUUGAUAGCGGAGUAUAUGUCUUUUUCAGAGACGACAGACAGAAGAGUGAAACCGAAGACUCUUAUUCGUCUUCAACCACCUGACAAAGACAAGCUGGAGCAGGCUAGACAAAUCAGGUAUGGUUUUUAAUUGCCAGUGUCUUCUAAUCUUAUUCUUUUGUGCAUAUUUGUAAUUGUCUGGGAGCUUUGCUAGCCUUCUAAUGAGAAUUUUUUAGACCAUUUCCUCUCAAAAGGUGUUGAAUUCGAAAGAACCGUGCCUUGUUUCAAACGUUUCUUGCAAGGUAACGAUUACUCAGUUUUGCUGUGAUAAAGAUUUGCUUAAGAAAGCUGCAGUAGAAGGUCAUCCUUGAAACGUACAUCACUCUCAAUAAAUCGUUGAAGAGUUGAUCUUUACAUGGAAGGAGCAAAUCACUUGAUACUAUUCUCAACCACCUCAAACAAGAGACCACGCUGUCUAGCAUGCCGUGAGCACAAUGCUAUAAAUAAGAGACCAAGAGAUCAACCAAUCAUAGACUAUCUGACAAAGGCUCUUUUUCAAUCAUUUUCAAGGUUCAAAGAAAUGAAGAUGAACGCAAUUAUCAAGGAAGUUGCUCUCUACGUGUUUUUCGUGGCCUGUUUGUGCAUCGUCAGUUAUUCUCAUCGAGAUCCAAAAUCAUUCGCUUUUAGAAAAACAAUGUAUGACACGUUCGUGGACGGAGUGUAUGGAGGAAAGAAAACAUUUUCAGCGGUAAGUUUUUCUCUCAAUGUGAACGAAUUACUAAUUACUUCCCUCGCUUAACCAAUUUAUUCGCACACGAGGCUAGUACCCAGGGUUCUAGUGGAUUUAGUAAGACAUUUUUUGACAGAGCAUGGAAAAGAUUUCAGAUGUGCCAAUUAAAGUUUUAAGAACGGUAUUCUAAUUUUCGUGGACGAACAAACUUAAUCUCCGCACCAGUUACUUCUUUUAUGCUCACAUUUUCAAUUUGUUGUUGUCGGCAAAUCAAUAACAUCAAAGGAAAGGAAACCUCAAAAACACUAUCUUUAUUGUGAAAGGUUUGAACCCAGGAGUCAUUUCAAAAGUAGGUUGAGUUUGAUUGUCCGGGAAAACGUAGUCCUGAAUAGGACUGUUGUUGUUGACAGUGACUGACGUUUCGACAACCUCUGCGGUAGUCAUCUUCAGAGUCAAAGUGAGUUGUAUCACGUCAGUUGAUGGUAUUAUACUCUGGUUAUUGAUCUGAUUGGUCAAUUAUCUUUAUUGAUAAGCACUUAGGAUCAUUUAAGUAGUAGUUGAUCUCAUAAAAUAGUAAGCUCGUAAGUGAACCAAUAGCGGCUGGCACCGUUGUUCUUUCAUCCGCGAAAUUGCCAUAAACAUUACCACUUGUAUUUCUUCCCCGUAGAUCGGGAGUCGUGAGAACUUUUAUACUUACGCCAAGACCACGCUGAUGAACGCGCUCUACACCACAUCCUGGUACAAUGGGAAUGCCACUGAUGCCGGAUUCACACCAGAAAUGAUGGCCUACAUUAUUGGAAUGGCGAGACUAAGACAACUCCGAGUUCAAAACCGUGAGUAAUCUCCAAAGAUCUUUGUUAGCCAAGAUUGCACCUGUUAAGACAAUACUCUCAAAAUCAAAAUGUUUAAUUUUUCUAAUAUUUUAAAAUGAUAAUAAUAAAAACAAAUAGCAGUUUUCGAAAAUUCUAGCGAAGACGAUUUAUCGGAAUGAUCACACCGUACGUUAACUGACUUUAAAGCUGGAGGUAUACACGACAAGCACAGAUGGGCCUAGCUGGUCUGCAAGGUUGGAGCAACUCUUUCUCUUCCUUUCAUACCUUUCACCAUUCAGCCGAAAGGACGGAAUAUCAUUUUCAGUUUUAUUUGAAUUUGCACAUUACAUACAUCUUGCGUGCGCCUCGAUGAUUUCUGUCCAUGGUAUUGCGAACUACUGUGGCGGUAAAGUUUUUUCAAAAAUCCGGCUUACAACGGUUUUUCUCACACUGAAGAAGGGUCAUAAACCCGAAGCGUUUGUGUUUUUUAAAAAAUAUUUGACGCUUUAGUUGUUGAUAUUUCUUUACCGAAUAUCACCUCAUCAGCCCUGAUCCCAGUCUAUCUCAGCCUGCGAACAGAGCCCCCUUUUGUCUUCUUCUCUGAGGAGUUGAAAUCGAGGCUCUUCGUGAAUCGCGUCAAGCCUUUGAAAUCGACGAAGCCCAACUUCUGCACUAGACAUUCUUGUUUUCUGUUGUCAAAUUGAACUUAUUUUUCGUGUGCUGGAAUCCGUUUAUUGAUAAACCGUUUGCUUGUUUUUUUUUUAUUUCACAAAACUCUUUGUGAUUCUAAUUAUGGUUUUGCUCACCGUUGGAAAGAAAGGUUCAAAACAUGCAGGGACUAUAAAAUUACUUUUCUGUCGUAGCCUCUAAACGUCUGUAAAACGUUUCACUAUGAUUUUAUAAACAGAGAGCUGUGAGGUGGCACCGGAUUUCAGGUCUUAUCUAGGCGAGUGCAAUACCUGGUACGGGUUCAUGUCCGAAGAUAAGGGUCAGUAUGAUGUUGGCUGGCAGCCACUCAAGAACGAAUCACUUUAUAAUCCUCCUUUCACCUACGAAGCCUGGGAAUUCAACACAUCAGAUGAACUGGACACUAUACCUAUGAUGGGUAAGUUAACUUUAUUCAAGUUUUGGUCUCUUGUUGCUCUCGACCUGGUCUCUUUCGUGUUUUAACCUUGUAUGUUUCGGGCAUUCUCCAAUAAAGAGAGCCGAAGGAUAGGCUAAGGAGAGUAUUGUGAGAUUAAGCGAGUGAAACUUGCACUUCCCCUUUACCUGAUAGUACGUAAAAUGACCUUCGACUGAAGCAAACUACAAACUACCACGCUUUUACCGACUCUAACUAAAAUUUUUAGGAGUUCACUAAAGUAAGAGUGGUCCAGUUUCGAGUUCGUCUUGACUGCUGCAUCAAAUCAGUGAAGACACCUUUUGACAGGGUUAGCCCCCAUUUAAAGCGAUUAUGCUCCGCAUAAAUUCAAGCUAGAAGAUCGUUUACAACUUGUCUAUUAUUUAUUUUCAAAUUUUCACAUACACUUUCCUGCCGGUAUUUCCCACUUCAGAAACUCAAGAAAGAAUGGUUACAAGCUUUGGGUGCAGUAAUUUCUGGGGACCUUGAGGUGAAUAAGCGUCAGUUGGUGAUUGGCCAGUGGUAUUCAAGGCAAAGAUUCACAAAUUAUAAAUUACGUUUUUCCACCCAAACGAUGCGAGAAACUCUUUGCGCCAAAAACUUGUACUCAUUCCCCCUAUAGGUUCGACCCAGGAGUGGGAAAUUUGGGAAUGUGGGGAUGUUUGACUGUCGGUCGUUUCAUGAUAUGUCACUGGUGUUAAUUUUAAUUCGGAAAAAGACAUUUAAUUAUAUACCUAUGUAGUAAUUAUUUAAUUUCUAAUUUUUAGGAUACGUGUCGACUUACGGCGGUGGAGGAUUUGUGGCAGAUUUAGGGCACUCGAAAGACAAUGCAACAAAAAUUAUUGAAACACUUGAAAGAAACAAAUGGAUUGACACUCAAACCCGUGCAGUCAUCACAGAGGUAACCACUUACAAUCCAGUGGCAAACCUGUUUUGUGCUUUGACUCUGGUGGUAGAAUUUCUUCCAACAAACGGGAUUUUUCUCUUCACCGACCUGAAGAUAGCGCGCCUUUUUACUUUCGGCGGAAGUUUCGAAUCAUUUCUCAUAGCGUGCGAGUUCUUUAUCUUGCUCUUCUUUGCCGUGUUCAUCUACCAGGAACUAAAGCAGCUUUACAGACUACGCAAGGGCUACUUUAAAGAGUUCUGGAACUACGUGGAGUUCGCCAUGAUCAUUUUGGUAUUCACUUGUGUGGGAAUGUUUUUCACGCGCACGAUGCUUGUCAGCAAGGCGAUUGCCAGCUUGGAAGCCAACCAUGGCAAAUACGUCAGUUUUAGCCGAGUAACGUCCUGGAAUGAAAUCUUCAUGUACAUGGUUGCCCUGGUGGUCUUCACGGCGUGGAUCAAAGCAAUAAAGCUUCUUCGCUUCAAUCGUCGCAUAACCAUCCUCGCACAAACUCUGAGAGGUUCCGCGGGACCUUUGGCUGCUUUCUCAGUGGUAUUUUUGGUGUUUUUCUUCUCCUAUUCCCUGUUCGCUUUUGCCGUGUUUGGCCAAGAUUUGACUGAAUUCUAUAACUUUGUCUCGACGUGCGAGACCGUCAUGGGAAUUCUUCUUGGGUCUUUCGAUUACACGGCCCUCGAAGAGGCGGCUCCGGUUCUGGGUCCCUUAUUCUUCUUCUCAUUUAUGGUCUUUGGCACUUUCAUUUUGAUGAAUAUGUUCCUAACCAUCGUACUAGACGUGUUCUCUGAAGUGAAAGAGUCCAUCGAUGGACAGGAAAAUGAGUACGAAAUUGUAGACUUUAUGAUCAAGCGCUUCAGGAAGUUUACUGGAAUGCAGCCGAACAAGAUCUCCGCCACUGAAGAGACGCCCGAGAAAAAGAACCUGGAGGGGGAGGACAUAACGAAAGAUUUGAUGGCCUUAAAAAACAAGCGUCAUAAAUCUAAAACGAAACGAAAGUUCCAAGCGAUGGAUCUGGUGGCUCAGCGCUUCACCAGACUGGAGUCAUCCUUAAGCGGCGUUUACUGCGAGGAGUGGGCUGAAGAAAGGCUACUUGAUCAUAUCGUGGAGCGGCGAUGGGGGAUAAACACAGAAGCUGCCUAUGCCGUGGCAGACGCCGAAUUCAAGGAAGAGCAGCAUAUGGAACAGCUGCGUCUUGAUAUGUACGCGGCGGCCGAGAGGUACGAUCCUGACGAUGACAGAGGUACGGUCAAUCUCAGUUUUGAGGAGAGUCCUUUUAUGAAGGACAGGUACGAUCCAUGGAAUUCUACAGAUGCCUGAGGAUUUUGAAGCUUUUUCACGAAAAUGUAACAUUGAUCAUAAAGUGCCAAUAAGCUUAACUGAUAUGUUAAGAGGGUAGAUGCGACCAUUAUUUAAAACGUUAACACAC